AUGCAAUAUGAUUUAUAUAAAGUGACAUGGCUGUCAAUACUUCAAAAAGGUGUCGUAAAAGCUAAUACAAGUCCAGAAAUAUCUUGGUCCAGCAGUGGAAUUAGAAUGGCAUUAAAAUCCUAUAAAGUACUUGUACUUCCUGGCGACCAUGUUGGUCCUGAAAUAAUUGAUGAAGCAGUCAAGUUAAUUAAGAUAAUCACAGAGCAUGAAAAAGUGAAAAACUCGUUGGCUCUUCAGCUCGACUUUGAUUUGUUUGGUGGCGCCUCAAUUGACAAGCACAACACACCCAUCACAAAAGAAGUUUUAGCCAAAGCAAGGGAGAGUGACGCUGUACUUUUUGGUGCUGUAGGAGGUCCAGAAUGGGAAAACCAUCCUUCGGGAGUCAGAGCUGAGUCUGCAGUUCUGGCACUGCGUAAAGAGCUCAAUUGCUGGGCUAAUAUUCGUCCAUGCAAGAUUCCAUCGGAGAGCUUAAUUAAUCUUUCGGCCCUUAAACCAGAUCUCAUACGCGGUACCGAUUUUGUUGUGUUGCGAGAAAACUGUGGCGGAGCCUAUUUCGGUGAAAAAAUUGAAACGGAUGACUAUGCUGCAGAUACCUGGGGUUAUAAGAAAAGUGAAGUAGAGAGAAUCACGGAGAUGGCUGUUUAUCUUGCAAGUAAACAUAACAAUCGCAUUAUAUCCUGUGAUAAGGCUAAUGUUCUGGCUGUAUCAAGAUUAUGGCGAAGGGUAGUUGAAUCAGUUGUCGCAAAGUAUCCACAUAUACAAUUAUCCCACCAGCUAGCAGAUAGUGCUACUGUGAUCAUGAUGCAAAAGCCUACAUCGCUAAAUGGUGUUUUGUUAUGCGACAAUACUUUCGGCGAUAUCUUGUCAGACCAGUCUGCUGUUAUUGUGGGUUCUUUAGGGUUGCUUCCUUCUGCCUCAUUGUCUCAGGUACCUGGUAAAGUAAAUCAUGGCGAUACUACUAAACCAGCCCAUGCUUUAUAUGAACCGAGUCAUGGCUCAGCUCCUGAUCUCCCUAAAGGUGCAGUCAAUCCAGUUGCAACGAUUCUAAGUGGUGCUCUAAUGUUUAGAUACUCCUUCGAUCGUGAGGAUAUUGCUGUCAUUAUUGAACAUGCGGUUAAAAAAGUGUUGGAUUCUAAAGACCAAGGCGGUUUAGAAGUACGCACUAGAGAUCUCGGAGGAAGAGCUUCCACAAGCGAAGUUAGCGAUGCCAUUUGCGCCCAGGUGAAGGAAUCUUUAGAUCGACUAUAG
Sugiyamaella lignohabitans is the source of this 1248-nucleotide messenger RNA. RefSeq names its product 3-isopropylmalate dehydrogenase (gene LEU2). The coding region runs from base 1 to 1248 and encodes 415 amino acids. The transcript has a single exon. Gene Ontology annotation, biological process: L-leucine biosynthetic process. Gene Ontology annotation, cellular component: cytosol. The record is from RefSeq and is a predicted model, not a curated record. NCBI's taxonomy places the organism in Eukaryota, Fungi, Ascomycota, Dipodascomycetes, Dipodascales, Trichomonascaceae. Gene Ontology annotation, molecular function: NAD binding; 3-isopropylmalate dehydrogenase activity; magnesium ion binding.